This is a messenger RNA of Melitaea cinxia (Glanville fritillary), 1716 nucleotides long. RefSeq names its product putative transcription factor SOX-15 (gene Sox15). Gene Ontology annotation, molecular function: DNA-binding transcription factor activity, RNA polymerase II-specific; RNA polymerase II cis-regulatory region sequence-specific DNA binding. The record is from RefSeq and is a predicted model, not a curated record. Lineage: Eukaryota; Metazoa; Arthropoda; Insecta; Lepidoptera; Nymphalidae. The coding region runs from base 1 to 1716 and encodes 571 amino acids. The transcript is spliced from 3 exons. Gene Ontology annotation, biological process: anatomical structure morphogenesis; cell differentiation; regulation of DNA-templated transcription.
AUGAAUACACUCAUGCUGACGACAGGUACGGUGGAAGAUCAGCCCAUGGACGGCAAUAUGCCUUUUUCUUCUUACAACAUGAUGGACUCAGGGGGCGCUGGCAUUGAAUCUCCACCGACCUAUCACCGGAGCUAUGAGCAAUAUGUCCAAGGCGCUGUAGAGAACAGUACUGAUUCAGUCCAAGACCAGACCAGUCCAGAACUGGUAGUCUGGUCUACACUACCAUACGGUCUGGAUUACAGGGCGCAGUAUGAUUACAGAAGCCCUUAUGAUACCUCAAGGGAUUAUUCCUCACAGCAGUAUGCAAGAGCGCCAUUCACAACCAAGAUGGGCCAGGCCAAAGCGUUGAAGGAAGCCAGGAUACGAAGACCUAUGAACGCGUUCAUGGUGUGGGCGAAAGUGGAGCGGAAAAAACUGGCUGAUGAGAAUCCAGAUCUUCAUAAUGCUGACUUAAGUAAAAUGCUAGGUAAAAAAUGGCGUUCUCUCACACCGCAAGAUCGGCGACCGUUCGUUGAGGAAGCCGAGAGACUUCGCGUUAUCCACAUGACAGAGCAUCCAAACUAUAAGUACAGGCCUCGUAGGCGAAAACAAAACAAAGCCAGACCUAACCAACCCGCCACGCCUUCCAGCGCACCCUCGUCCGCUUCAGCGACCCUAGGAUCUCCUUAUGCCACCGCCAAUGACUCACCCGAUACACGUUUUUCACACAACCCUGGUGCUGGUUUCUCCCCAUACCGAACUUCACCCCUGGCGUCCGACUCGUUCCAAUCUAACCAAUUCAACGGCCAUGUUCAAACUCCUGAAUCCUCGCCUGCCAGAUCUCCUGAACCACAAGGGAGAAGAAGUGCACCGGCCGAAGCUCCUUUGCCUACCCCAGAUGCUUCACCAGUAGAAAAUGAAAAGGAAAAUUACCAGUACGAGGAAAGGCGAAGAGCGAUAAACGCUUCAAGUAUGUCAGACUCAUAUUCUUACAAAUCUUAUCGGACACCUGGAUCCUUUUCUCCAGCUCCGGUCGCUGCCAUGGGUAUGGCGAAUGGCAUGUACGUGAUGUGCACUCAAAGGACAUUAGCUGAGCAGCCACCACUGGUAACGGGUACAUUUUUCCCACCAGUAGCAACAUCUCAAGAUCAGCAAGCGUUGGGAUCAACUGCGCCGAGAGUUUCGUCCGCCCCGAGUGGACCGUUGACUACAGAAUAUAGCAUUCAGUACCAUCCAUCAUACGAGCAGUACGAGCAGAUGUAUAAAACUGAGGAUUCCUAUGUCUCACACUAUCCCGAGCAACCUAAAACUGAGUACGAGGAGUAUAAUGCGAGUGGGACUUACUUUGCGGAGGAGCCACCUAAUCAGCAACAAGAAACGGAUCAAAGUAUGAUGAACCCUCGUUCAGAGAUGCGGACAGGGUCUCCAGAGUCGGACGUAGACGCGAGGGAGUUUGAUAAGUAUUUGGACUACGGAACGGAAGGAGCUAUGGAACAGUAUAGAUAUGAACAGCAACAGCAACAGCAACAGCAGUACAGGCCUCCGUACUGUGGAGAACAGGGACCAGGGCCUGAAUACUGUUCAGACAGGAUGUACCCAUCUCCUUACGCUUCUGUGAUAUCAGGAGCUCCUCCUGCGGGGCCUUACACUCCAGCGCCGCCCGGCACCGAUGUGCGACCUGAUGAUGAGUUCAGCGUCAUUCUGGCAGGUGUCAGACAGACAUGCUACAGCAACUGA